AUGAAACAGUGGUUCAAGGCAGCCGUCGGGGACAUCCAUAUGGCCGGUGCGCUGCUCGCAUCUCCGGGGCUGAUCGCGAUGUACCGCUUCGACGCAGUGGUUGCCACCGAGACCAAGGACGAGGAGGGCAGCUUCGGUCUCGACUGCAAGGUCCGGGCGGGCGGCGCAUCAGACGACAGCAGCUUGUGUAUCACCGCGGGCGGCGGGGGCGUCGUGAACGACCACCUGCUUUUUUCGGGCGUCGAGUUCAUGGAGAGCCUGGCGGACGUGCCGGCCCUUGCCGCCCACACGGUGGAGCUCUGGGUCAGGACGGCGUGCAGCGCGUGCGGCCUGGCCUCGCUCCCGUCGGGGGGCUCCCUGCUGCUCGGCCCCGACGGCCGCCUCGCCGCCGCGGCGCCGGGCGCCGCGGAGCCGCAGACCUGGGCCAGCGAGGGGCCCGCCGUGAACGACGGCAGAUACCACUUCGUGGCCCACUCGCUCGGCAGUAGCCACGGCGAGCGCCUCUUCGUCGACGGCGCCCUCGUGGCGCAGCGCAGCGCGGCGGCCUCGAGCGCCGACGGCUGGGCGGCCGCGGCCUCCAAGAUCUCCUUCGGCGCGGCGUCUGCCGACAUGACCAGCACGGCCAUCUUCACGGGAGAGAUGGACGAGGCGGCGGUCUUCUCCACCGAGGUCACUGCGGCGAUGCUCGCGAUGCACAUGAACGCGGCGACGUGGGCAGGCCGCGGCCCGACGUUUGCCGAGCGCCACCUGGCCGCCCCGUGCCAGGACAGCCGCGUGGUGCAGAUAGUGCCGCCCUGCGGCGACCGG
Prorocentrum cordatum is the source of this 807-nucleotide messenger RNA. The record is from the annotation of a GenBank genome assembly. Lineage: Eukaryota; Dinophyceae; Prorocentrales; Prorocentraceae.